Molecule: messenger RNA, 11438 nt
Organism: Haliotis rufescens (red abalone)
Lineage: Eukaryota; Metazoa; Mollusca; Gastropoda; Lepetellida; Haliotidae
Product: USP6 N-terminal-like protein
Exons: 15
Coding region: 247-2271 (674 amino acids)
Source: RefSeq, a predicted model, not a curated record
AGUUGAAAACACACCUGUUUGGGCCUGGAUUGGCGACAAGUACGUUUUCCGGGGACAACAGUAUUUCCUGCCACGACGUUCCCACCGCAUUUCUUGGUCAUAGGACACCCAAAACGCCCUCAAUAUACCGCAUUCCACUGGGUUUUCACGGCCAUUUUCCUGUCAAAAUCAACCUUGUUUUGAGUGAAGAUGUCGACUCGGGAUGGUUAGUUUGAUGUGGUGUGAGCAGAAUGAAGACCUGUAAACAUGAGCUGGUCUUACAAUGAAGCAACUAGCACUGUCACCGACUACGAUGAAAUUCAAAGGGCUGCCAAGGAGAGGGCAGAGAUUGUCGGCAAAUAUGACAAGGGCAGAGAGGAGGGGGCCCACAUUGACCCAUGGGAAGAUCCAGCAUUUGAGGUCUACCAAGUGACAGACAGAUUCGGCUUCAUCCAUGACCAUGCUCUGCCCGCCACCACGGAUGCCGCAGAAGCCAAGGCUAAGACUCUCGAGAUUGAGAGAACUCAAAAAUGGUUGAAAAUGCUGAAGAGCUGGGACAAAUAUUUUCCCGGUGAAAAGGUAAAUAAGUUAACAAGGAGGAUCUACAAGGGAAUCCCGGACCGACUGCGGGGAGAGGUGUGGUCUCGAAUCCUCAACAUCACCAAGAUCAAGGCAGAGCAGGAUGGAGUGUACCGGCGAAUGAGAGACCGUGCCAGGAGGACGUCUACCCACAUUCGUCAGAUUGACUUGGAUGUGAACCGGACAUACAGGAACCACAUCAUGUUCAGAGAAAGAUACGGUGUCAAACAACAGGCCCUGUUCCAUGUGCUGGCUGCCUACUCAGUGUACAACACGGAACUGGGCUACUGCCAGGGCAUGAGUGAGAUCGCUGCCCUACUGCUCAUGUACCUCAAUGAAGAGGAGGCCUUUUGGGGUCUGUCCCAGUUGUUUGUCACAGAGAGACACACAGUGCAUGGGUUCUUCAUCCAUGGAUUCCCCAAACUCCUGCGAUUUCAAGAACAUCAUGACGUUGUCUUGAAAAAGUUCCUUCCCAAAAUCCGAAAACAUCUGGAGAGGAAUGAGAUUUACCCAACACUCUACACCAUCAAGUGGUUCCUUCAGUGCUUCCUAGACAGGACUCCCUUCCACCUGACCCUGCGACUGUGGGACGUGUGGAUGCUGGAGGGGGACCGAGUGCUCACGGGGAUGUCCUACUGUAUUGUCAAGAUGCACAGAAGACGAAUUGGUCGGAUGCAGAUGGACGACCUCUUGUCCUUCUUCCAGAGCAAUCUUGAGAAGGACUUCAGCUAUGACGAUGACGUUGUGGUCGAGCAGCUUCAGAUCUGUAUGGAGGAACUCCGAAAAGCCAGGAUGGACGUCCCACCAAAAGCAAAAAAUAACGAGUCUCCUACACUUCCAUUUGGGCUAGAUAUUGAGCCCAGCAUAGAUCAGUUGAUAGGGAGGAGAACGGUAGAAUCUAUAGAUGAACAUUUCCGACGGAAUCCCAGAGGUGGAAAGGCAGCAUAUCACCGAAGGCGGAACUUGGGCACAAAUGGUACCCCUGAAAUGUCGCGCAGUCGGACUGAUACUCGUUCUAUACAAUCGAGUCGGUUGUCUGAGUACUCUAUAGACGGAUCAUCGUACUACGAUACUGCUGGCAACUCCAGAAUGUCCUUAGUAGAUUACAGUGUGAGGACAUCCGUGCCCAGUUCACGCACAUCGUUUGCUGAUGCUUCAGAGAUGAACAGCCUCAAUCUUGGUCACAGUACACAAACACUUGAUCGGGUGUCCGAUUUUGAUCCGGACAAGACUCCUGAAUACGAGCAUGUAGAACCUCCCAGGAUGGCCACAUCGGAGUAUCACCAACGAUAUGAAGUAGUUCAUCCCAUCACCGUGGUCGAUGUUAAAGUGGAGCCCAUGGAAGCUGAAACACAGCCAUCGUCGGAAGCAUCGGACUACGAUAACCUGAAUGGAAUGGAGGAUUACUCGGACACAGGAACGCUACGUCCGUCAAUGCCGCAGAGCAAGUCUGAUGGCUACAUGACGGUACAUACUGACAGUGAAAUGGUUGUGAUGAACGGACACGAUCAAAUAUCUACCAACAUGAGACUAACCCGCACAGAGGAUAGUCUUCAUCAAAGUCAGUUUUCCGACCGUACAGAUCACCGGGAGGUUGAGCACCAGAACGGUGUCCGGGUCGAGCGUCAAAUCUCACGCCAGGUCCGAGAGACGUCCAGUACGUCAAGGAGGGUCAUCCACACCAAGUCCCACAAGGAAACAGUCUUUCUUUGAACAAGCGCAUCACUACACUUAGGUUAUUUAUUCUUCACGUAAAUGACAGUAACGUCUUCAACAUCCUCAUGAUCAUAACUAGGUUUGACAGAUUAGUUAGAAUUCAGUGAAAUCCUUUUGUCCAUGUUUGCCAUGUCUUUUGAUAAGGAUGUUCCUCGAUUGAAAAAUUCAAAAUUUGAUUCAACCAUUUUCUAUAAUUAGGGAAUACUUUUUGGCAAAUGUCCGCUUUGCUGUCGUCUGUCGAUAGUUUUCUCAUUGUCAUUUAUUAUUUUCUCCAGAGGAGCAUGUCAUUGUUAUGAAUUCAAGGUUACAGAUUUUGGAACCACCAAUGAUAUGUGUAGCAUUUACAAGUUCAAACCGAUUUGAUAAUAUGUACAUGAUUGUUUUGUAUGUGAUUUUAUAAUUAUUCACCGAUUUGACCAAUUGUAUUGCUGUAUGUUGAAUGUAUAGGGCUUUUAGAUUGUUGAGCAAUGGAAACGUCUUUACUAUACUAUCACCACUGAUGUUACUCACUCCAACUUUUACUCACAUCUGUUUUAGAGACUUCGUCUGUGAUAAUGGGUUAUUUCGCUUGAUGGUAACGUGUACGAGAGCUUCAAGCUUGAGUGUGUCCAUUUUGUUAACAGAGAGAAAGCUUUGCUUUGUGACUUCAUCAAAACCUCCCAUCUUUUGUACAACCAAACAUGAAUUUAACAUGAUCAAAACAGUUUUGUUCUGUGGGUCAUGUUCAUUGUGUAGCCAUGGUAACUGUUACUAUAGCAACAUUGAAUAUCCCCAGAUACCUACUUCUAAGCUGUGGAUGUUAGACUUUAGUCAUGAUACCUAAGUUGUCGGAACUUUCAGCACGAUCUAUUUCAAUUUUUGUGUGGUUUAAAAGCAGUGAAAAAAGUGAAAAGCUGAGUAAUAAAGUAUAGCUUUUUUUGUUAAACUUGGACUUUUCUGGAAAAGACUGACAGUGAAAAUUCCUUUUUUUAGCUCCCCUGGGCCUGAGUGAUCAAGUGCUCUUAGUGCUAUCAUGCAACACUUGAAGUGGUGAGGUCACUUUGUCACACAGGUCCAUGGAGCAGUUCAAACAAGGCCAUUGUAACAGAUUUACAAUAGUAUUAGCGCUAAGAUCGCUUUGUGGAACAGGUUUAGGGCCUGUUCAAACAAGCAAUAUUAGUGCCAUGAUUGUACCUCUGAUAAAGGUUUACUGAUAAUAUUAGCACUAAGAUCACUGUGGAACAGGGUCUUGACUGAUUGAGAUGUUGUCAAGAUUCAAGUUCUAUUCUGAUCUUGAUGUUUCCUCCUGAGGGAGAAUCUCCUCCAGAACAGGAUGUAAGUUAUCGGCAUUUCUGAACAUAAUCAUGUUGAUUGAACAUUAUCAUUAGUUUAACAAUAAUCAUUGAUGAACUUACAUUUUAAUAAGAUUAAUUUUAUCUCCCUGAACUACAGUUAAAUAUGAUCUUUGAUAUCGCUGUGAACUACAGUUUAAUAUGAACUUUGAUAUCGCUGUGAAUUUCAGUUGAAUACCAUCUUACAUUUCGUUGUGAAUUACAGUUUAAUACCAUCUUUGAUUGCCCUGUGAAAUAUUUUUUGUUAUCAUGUUUCCUAAAUCUUCUGAUUAGAAUCCUGGGUCCAUGAGGACAACACCCGGUGCUCCUGUAAGUAUAACAUAUGAUAUUGGUUCCUUGGGCACACAUUGUCACUGUACACCUCCCUGGGGGGGUUUACCUGGCACACAUCAAAUCCAGUCCCCCUAUCGAUAGUUAUCACUUCUCAUCAGUGUCACAUGAUCUGGUCACGCCCUCAUCUUUAACUUUGACCUAUGCAAGCAAUAUUUGUGUUUGAAACUUACAAUGAUAUCGGCUAGUCAGGUUGGUUUGGUAUUGGCUAUGGGGAACUUGAUAGAAUGGAUGUGGUACCAUGGCAUACAGGGGAGGGGUUUAGGGGAAAGGAUACCUUUGUAUGAGAAAAGUGCCCAUGAAUUCAUCACGUCUGAUUUGACAACCAAACUCGCUCCCCCGUUUUGCCCUCUGAACACCAAGCCCUAGCAUCCAGCGACCACCCACCAUGUCUAAAAAUUCAGAACAUGACCCCCCCCUUCACACACAUAUACACACACACCAAAGGUAAAAAUUUGAAAUGUGAAUCUUCAUACACCUCUUAAGUAUGUAGCACAAGACCUAGAAACCUAUCUUACUCUGCGCUACCAUCUCCAGUGAUGCACAUAUUAAGGGUAGUUUGGACAUGGUUUAUAUUAGAACCUCGUGUGAAAAGACUUGAUACAUGAUUUAUGUCUUCAUAUUAUAGAUUUCAGAAGUUUCCAAUUAAGAGUUAUUGAAUUGUCUUCAUGAAUCUCUAUUUAAUUGGGAAAGACUUUUAUAUAUUGUAUCAAUAUUUGCUUCUCAUUUAUAAAUAAAUGAAUACAGUUCUAUAAACAAAUACUUCAGAUAUAAGAAAAAUGGUUUUCUAUUUUUGCUGUUGUUAGAGCAAAACCGGUCACAAAUGAUAUCAAAACCAGUAGUGCUCCUUCAACUGGUGAUUGUGUGACAGGUCUUUUAAGAAAGUGUUUUGGCUUGAUGGCAUUAAAGAAGCAGGUGGUCCGGUUUGUGUCUGAAUAUUUUACUGAUCUCAUCCCCAGGCCACUGCACUUAUAUUGUCUUCCACGUAAUCCCUCAUGUUGAUGUCUUCUUCGGUCGGUGCAACAUGGCUGUCAGGUUAAACAGGGUUCGUGCACACUGUGUCCCAUGUUAAAGUAUUACCGAGUGUCCAGAUGGGGAGUAACAGCUUCACCAGCAUCAUACAGUUUGCAUCUUGAGCAUUACUUCUUAUGUCAAGUUAAGAAAAAUUGAUUUUGAUUAAGUAGACUCAGCUGACUCAUAUUUCCUGAUUAGAAUAUGAAACUUGAGACUAAUUGUUUACCAAUGUACUACAAUCAGAACUGUUUGGCAGACUGGUGACAGUGUCAUUUUAGAGGAGAUUUUUCAUAUUCAGAGUUAUCCAUAUAUGUUUUUUAGACGUUGAUGAUUUUUGUACCUGGUUUGAGUGAUGGCCUGAAUACCUCCUCAAGUGACCAUCCUCGUCAUGGAAGGGCAGUCCGGUAGAGAUGCGCAGUGGUUUUACUCAGGUGAUGAGGAUGCAAAGAAAAGAUUUGUUUUGCUGUGAUUUUCACUGUUGUGACCCAGUUGCUGAUAGAUGGAAGGAUUGCAUAUUGUGUGUAACAUUCAUUAGUCUGUAGUUUGCUGGUACUGUGAACGUUCAGGAGGGUCUAGUCGGUAUUGCUUCCAUUCAUUACAAGGAAGAUAACAUUGUCUGCCUUAUUGCAGCAAGCUUAGUUAGCUUUGGAUAUUGUUACUCUCAAGUAUCCCAACAUGGAAACCAACGGCUGAAAUGGUACACCAAAAUCACAUUACAGUUUGCAUGUAUCACACUAUUUCGUGAUGAUAAGAAACAUAUGACAACAACAUACUUAACUGGAAAAGUAGAAGUGUAUUUCAUUAUUGGCAUAACAAUGAAAUUCGAACAAAAUAUUUUCAGGACAUGUGAUCACAUUGAAUAUAGGACUUAGUUACUGUAAAUCAAAUAGGUAACAGCAGUUAGUAGACUCUGAAUGAGCAGGUAAUUAAACAAUAGUUAAUCAAUUAAAAAUGUUUUAUGUCUUGAGAGAGUGUUAUAAACACCAAACUUCCCUGAUGACUCUGCGAGCAGUGUUUACAUAUAUAUUAAGGACAUUACAUCGAAACAUUGUGUUUAUCCAGAAAUGUAGAAACAGUGUUGUUAAGACCAACAAGGUUUCACUCUUAAUAGCUACAUAUCACAGUGAUGGGGUGAGGUAGCCUAGUGGUUAAAGCGUUCGCUCGUCACGCUGAAGACCCGGGUACGAUUCCCCAGGGUACAAAGGGUGAGGUCUGUUUCUGAUUUUCCCUUGCUGAAAUAUGGCUAAGAGUGCUGUUAAACAAUACUUGCUCACUUGCUCAUUGAAGUGAUGGUUCAUCAUCCUGAAAAUGUGGUUUGGUUCUCUUCAUGGGGACAAUGUCUGAAGCCAAUUUUUGGUGUUCCCCGCCGCAGUGUUGCCUGAAUAUUGCUAAAGUGGCGUAAAACAAUACUCACUAAAGUGAUGGUUCAUCAUCCCCAAAAUCAGGUUGUAGUCUCCACACUCUUUGUUCCGAUUCCACCCGUUCUUGAUGUCCCCAAGACAUUGCUGGCUUGCUAGAACCAGCAACAGUGGCGUGAAGCCCUGCUCCUACUGUACUGUACUGUACUGUACUGUGAUGGUGUAUUGUUCCAGACUCAUCUCUGCCAUGAAGUAAACGCACAUCCACGUGUUCAGCUCUGUGUAGAUAUGCUUAAUGAUGUACAUGAUUCUUCUGUAUAUUGGACAGGCCCAUCAUGGCGUCCUUGCGUUGUUGGCAACAUUACAGCUCAGUGUUGCUCUGUGUCUGACAGUGUGUGUGUGAGUUCUGUGGAAUUGUUCUGUUUUCUGUGGAAUACAGUUACUGUUAUUUCCCUACCGAUUGGUUUAUUGAGAGGGAGUUUUAAUGUGGAUAACACAGAAGUGACUUGUCUUGUUAUCUGUGUGUUAAACAAGGUACUUGGUGCAUAAUGUUUUCCGUGGUUUCUGUCAAAUACUCUGAAUGUAUUUCUGUAUAUUUAUCAGACCGUUUCCUUGGUGCAUGAUUUUGUUGGAUGAAUACCGUGCUGCAAAUAUGUAGACAUCAUGAGUGGAAUGAACACUACUUAUGAUAUUAACCUAGUCACAAGUUUUGAAAGGAAGCAAUAAAAACCAAUUGCUUUUAAACAGACAUAGAGUUGAUUUGAAUUCUAAUGAUAAACUGAUGUUUUUUUAGUGAGGUAUUGGUUGAUAGGGAAUUAUUGACUUUAUACAAAUGAUACAAACAGACAAGAGUUAAAGCUGAUUUUUUUUUUAAUCCAUGUGUGUGUUUCUACAUCGAGGGAAUUAGAGGUUAUAAAUACUAUGGACACCUUACAGCAGCAACGUGCUGAUAGUUAGACCAUAUAAAAACAGAUUCUCGGUUCUCAUCACUUUGUUAAUCUUUCCCAACCAUGCCAGGGGGCACGGGUGGCCCAGUCGUCUAAGGCGCUACGAUUCGCUGUGCAGAGUUGCAUCCCGUGGGCAUGCCAGAAACCUAUGAUUGUGGAUUCGAAACCCAGUUCGCCCCGAUUAUGUUUCUAGGUUUGUCAGCACCAUACCUGUGUUCGUGGGUUUCACCGAAGUGGUAAACGUCUGAGACCUGCAUCACUUCGGGCUAUCCUAUAGCCUAUAUAGCUGGAAUAUUGCUGAGUGCGACAUUAAACAACAAACAAACAAAACAACCACUUGUUUCCUAUUUGUUAAUGCUAUUGUUCUCAGUAUAAAUGCAGAAAAUAUUUGAAUAGCAAUGUUGACAGUAACUUUUGUAAAAUGCCUGUCUUUAUCAACAUUUGAAACUGUUGCGUAUAAAGUACAUCUUAGAAUGAAAAAUAAAUCUUUAAACUCUGAAUUGGAACCAUACAUGAAACCUUGGUUUGGGCAGUGAUGAGAAACAAGAAUUGUUCUUUAUAUGGCAUCUAUUCAAUGACAGAAAGGGCGGUGGUGUAGCCUUAAUGAAGUUUCAGCUCAUCACUGGGAAGGCUCAGGUCUGAUUGCCCUCACUGGUUUGGUGUGUGAUGAGGCUAUGGCUAGCCUUGAGGUCAAACCAUUUGCUUGUCACACCCAGGUUCAUGGCUUGUUCACCACAUGGGUACGAAGUGUGAAGGGCAUUUGUGUCUCUUGCCAGGAUAUUGCUGGAUCCACACUUAAUGCAGAAAUCCACAGUCACUCAAGAACAAUAAUGUUGUCCUGGCAUGAACAGCUUCUGGCAGCCCCAGUGAAGACCUUCAGUGACAGGUUGUGUCUAACAUGCUGUCAUUAGGAUCAGCGGCUUUGUGCCACCAUGGAUUGCAGGAUGAGUUGGGCCAACAUCAACAAACUAUAUUCACAGACUCCCUUUGAAUCCCUAUGAAGAUGCUUCCAUACCCUGGACUGUUAUUUGUGUUAGUGAUCAGAGUGAACUGAUCCACUGUGAUGAUAACUCAACCAUCUGAUAUGUAACCUUUUUCAGUGUGUAAGUGUCUGGUAGCUCAUAAGCUGGUACUGACAUUCAAAUAUAAUUCCAUGAAUUCUAUUACUCAACCAGAUAAUGUCUCGCUGUUUGAACAACAUGCACAUUUGACCAAAAAAUCUCCUUUUUUUUUUUUUUUUUAAAGAAAAUCCGCCUUUUUAUACUUUGUUUUAUGAGCAUGAUAAAAUUUUAUCAUGACUUGUAUCAAGAUGUCUGUGGAUCAUUUCAGUCCAACAUAGAGAAUACAUACAAGAAUAAUUCACUGAAUGAGAGAAUGUGAUAGCCAGUUUAUGUUUGUGCAUGCGCAAAAUGGGUUGAUUUGUAACACUUUGUUACCAUGGUUACCCAAACUGUAACCAUGAGACAUACUACGAAGUAUAGCAAAUGUAUUUCAGAUGUUUAUAUAUAUUUAGAGUGUGCAGAAUACAGCUGCCAUAUUGUGUAGAUUGUAUGUACUCCAAUAUUGGUCUGUGAUUAUCGUGUAUAUUGGCUGUAUAUGUGGAUAUAGUGCCAUACUUUCAGUGUGUGUAUAUAGUCUAUAUUGUGUCAUAUGCAAUGAAACGAUUGUAGAGAGUAUCUAGUUAUACAAGAUCUGUAAUCCUAUGUACGAACACUUUUAUUUUUAAUCAGAGUUAUUGUUAUACAACAGAAUGGAGAAACAAAUAAAUCAGAUUUUUUUAUCUUAGCCGUUUCCUGCACUUGGUCUCUUGUGUGGUGAAAAGGGCAUACAUAUAUAUGUACAAGAAAAAUGUAUGUUUAGAAAACUUUUACUUUUAAAUCAAAGUCAUUAAAAUGGAAGCUGUGCUUAUAUUCAAUCUGGUCUACUUUGGUACAAAAAACUGCCAGAAUACAGUGGGUUCUUAAUUGUAUGUUUGUCAGAUUUUUAUGUUUUAAUUUGACAUAUACUCGCUUUGGUCGAAAAAGUAUGUUUUCUUGUGAAGAGGGAUGGUGUGCAAAACUUUAGAAUAUUUGUUUUCUCAAUUUAUAACAUAUUGAAGCCAAUUUGGGCAUAAAAACCUCCUUUUGUGGUUCUUCUAGAAUUCCAUCAUGUGAACCUGGCGAAAGCAUUAUUUACUUGGUAGUUAUAAGUUGAAGAGCAAGCUUUAAAUUGUUCUUCUUCCUUGAAGAAGCUUCCACUGAUGAAUGUUUUACUACUGCCUGAACAAAACAGUUCAGCCAAAGUUGAAGGAUAUACACUGUUUAGAAAUGUCUUUGUAGGAAUAUUUUGUGAGACGCUGUUGCUUCAUUUAUAUGUGCAUUUGUUAAAGUCAGGUACUGCUUGCCGACACGUCAUGGUGUCUUGUGUUAAGAAACAGCAGAUAUCUGCUCAUCUGAGACAUGUGAUGAUGCUGUGCAUGGAUUAAACUAAAGACUUUGUAGGUUCAUAAAGAUUUCAUUCCCAUAAUCUUCUUGCCUUAGAUAGGAAAAGUUUACCUCAAAGAUAUUCAGAAAUAAGUGCCAUUAUGUUCAUGAUCACUGACCUGUCAUUGCGAAGUACAUACUUACAUGAUCAUGGCUUACAUCACCAUUGGAACAUUUGAACAGUGACAUUAACAAGUUCAUAAUGAAGACGUGCAAUAAGUAAUUUUUUGUAAAUUUGUAGAAAUUUACGUAAGUGUAGUAGGAUGAUUUCUGGCCCAAAGAGAAAAGUAUUGAUCCACCUUGAUAAUAUAUCUGCUAUAUAUAUAUUCCUGUAAACGUAUGUUUCUUGUGUAUGAUCCUAUUCCAAACAAGAGAUGUUCUAUGUAAGUACUAUUGAAAUGAUAUCCAGAUAUUUGAACUCCUAAUACUGCAUAGUGUAUGUCAAUGUUCUUUGUAAAUUUUCUUCCCAUUCAUCCAUUUGAGAUUUCAUGCUUUUUCGCCAUACUGUAGGAAGGGCUAGCAAUGAACCCACAUGCAACAGUGAUUAGAUGGUAGUUCUAUGCAAAUUCUCAUUGGAUGUCGACUUGUUGAGGAGCAGAUUGUGCAGUCCCAGUGGCCUGGCUGACACCAUCUAUGCAUGUUGUUGUACAGCAGACACUCUGGGCCCUCAAGCAUCUCUAGGUGAGUCUUGUGCUGUUAAUAACAGAGGAGAGACAUGGCUAGGCAAGGUGGUUUAGUCAUCAUAUUUGACAUGUUUCAUAGUCAUCACUAGUGUUUUCUACAGUGGAAGUUUGUAGAUUUGUGAAAAGUCCUGAAAAUUAUGUGUUUGAGUCUGUCAUAAUUGAAUACAAUUUAUUGUUUGUAAUUUAGCAGAAGUGUGUAACUAGUAAGCACCUGCAAUGUUAAUGGCCAUGGUUGAAAUUGUUACAUACAAUCUGUGAGCCAUUACGUGCCCUGGUCGCCCCAUAAAGUGCUGCAAGUGUUUGUGAUUUUAUAGGUUUGGAGAAACAUAUUUUUUAGAUUAGAAGGUACAACUCUACAUGUGUCAGUCAAAAAUAUUUGAGUCUUUCAGUAAACAGCUCAUGUUGGCUUUUUGUCUGUGCUGUAAACUUGCUGAUGUUGCGUAAAGUUUUAUUCAAUGACUUGCUGUUUGUAAUGAUUGCUCUCUAUACGAGACAUCCUAUGUGGUGUAGCUAUCUGUUAAAAUUGAUAAAAUAAUUCUGUAUCUUAAAUCCCAAGUGUCCAAUAGGAUGUGUUGUGUAAACAAGAAAGUAUCAAGUCCUACACAUGCACAAGGAAGGGAUCUACCCAUCUGUGUUACUCUGAACGUACCAGAGGUAGAUGUUCCUUGAGGAACUGCAUCACCACUCCAUGCCCAGUGUUUCCCAUGUCUCUUCCUCUCCACAGGUUAAGUCUUGCUAUGUUCACACACAGCCAUGUAUAUAACUGUAACACUGUGUACAUGUACAUUUCUGUAAGAUAGAAACUCCAUGUCGACCAAGUUUGUGUCCUGUAACUUGUGGCUAUUUCUAAGAACUCCUGAACUGUAAACAAUUGUUUGAGAGCACUGCCUGCCUCCCGCACCCGUCAUUGUGUAUGUGUUCGGUGUCUGAAGAACUCUGUGGGGACUAACUUCACCAUUCAAUACCACUCCUUGCUACAUCCUUAACGUACAGGAUAUGUUUCUCAAACAGUAUUGAAAUAAAAUGUAGUUUUCAGCUA